Micromonas pusilla CCMP1545 is the source of this 1343-nucleotide messenger RNA. RefSeq names its product uroporphyrinogen decarboxylase chloroplast precursor (gene HEME1). Bases 1 to 1233 code for a protein of 410 amino acids. Gene Ontology annotation, molecular function: uroporphyrinogen decarboxylase activity. Gene Ontology annotation, biological process: porphyrin-containing compound biosynthetic process. Lineage: Eukaryota; Viridiplantae; Chlorophyta; Mamiellophyceae; Mamiellales; Mamiellaceae. The record is from RefSeq and is a predicted model, not a curated record. The transcript has 4 exons.
AUGUCGGCCAUCGCGAGCGCGUGCGCGCUCUCGAGGCCCGCGUUCCGCGUCCGCGCGUCCGCGUCCGACGGCGCCGCGAAGAAGGUCGUCUCGACGCCGUCGUCCUCCGGGGUGAUGAUGUCGAAGGCGCCGGGACCGAGGAACACGCGCGCGCGGGCGAUCCAGGUCGACACGUCCGCGGAGGCGAAGGACGUCGCGACGAAGGACCCGCUCAUGCUCCGAGCGAUCCGCGGCGAGGACGUCGAGCGUCCCCCGAUCUGGAUGAUGCGCCAGGCGGGCCGGUACAUGAAGAUCUACCAGGAGCUCUGCAAGAAGCACCCGACGUUCCGAGAGCGCAGCGAAAAGGUCGACCUCGCCGUGGAGAUCUCGCUGCAGCCGUGGGAGGCGUUCCAGCCCGACGGCGUGAUCCUGUUCAGCGACAUCCUCACCCCGCUCAGCGGCAUGAACAUCCCGUUCGACAUCGUCAAAGGGACCGGCCCGGUGAUCAUGGACCCGGUGCGAGGGAUGGACGACGUGAAGAAGAUCACGAAGCUGGAGCCGGAGAAGUCCGUGCCGUUUGUCGGCGAAGCCCUCGGACUUCUGCGCCAAGAGGUGGGCAACAACGCGACCGUCCUCGGGUUCGUCGGCGCGCCGUUCACGCUCGCGUCCUACAUCGUCGAGGGCGGCACGUCCACGCACUACAAGGUGAUCAAAAAGAUGGCGUUCGACGAGCCCCAGAUUUACGAGGCGCUGCUGAACUCAAUCACCGACAGCGUCGUGGAGUACGUCAAAUACCAGGCGGACAGCGGCGCGCAGGUGAUCCAGAUCUUCGACAGCUGGGCGAGCGAGUUCUGCCCCUCCGACUUCGAUAAGUACUGCCUCCCGUACCUCACUCGGAUCGUGACCGAGGUGAAGGCGACGCACCCGGACGUGCCGCUCAUCUUAUACAGCAGCGGCAGCGGCGGUUUGCUCGAGCGACUCAAGACGACGGGCGCGGACGUCAUCUCGCUGGACGGGACCGUGGACAUGGCGGACGCGCGCGCGAGGUUGGGGAUGGACCAGGCGGUCCAGGGGAACAUGGACCCGGUGAGCUUGUUCGGGAGCAAGGCGCACAUCACCGAGAGGGUGCUGGACACGAUCAAAAAGGCGGGGAACACGAAGCACGUGAUGAACCUCGGACACGGCGUCAUGCAGGGGACGCCGGAGGAGAACGUCGCGCACUUCUUCCAGACCGUCAAGGACUACAGAUAUUAAGCGAGCGAGUGGUCGAGGGUUGACGAGGAGGAGGAGGAGGAGGCGUUUUCGCGCGGGGUGAGUGGUGGUUAGCGUCGAGGGUUGUAAUACGACCGCGCGCGUCAUCGGUU